AUGGAGGGAAAAGCAAUGCAGCAUUUCUGCUAUUCUGUGCUCUUCUUGGCUUUGGCAUUUGGCCCAAGUAUGAUCUGCUCUGGUCUUCCCAUCAUGACAAAGCGCUUUGUGCGCAUUGUUAACUUGCUCGACAACAAGCAACUUGUCUACCAUUGCCGUUCACAAGAUGAUGAUCUUGGUGAACGAACUCUUGCUCCAAAGCAGGAGUGGGAAUUUGAAUUCCAUCUGGACUUCGAGAGCUAUUUCAAUUGUGAGUUUUGGCACUCCAAUGACCACCAUCAGAAGUUCGAUGUGUUUGUUCCCAGUGAUAAGUUUGUUCACAGGUGUGGCGGGGCUCAUUGCAUUUGGCAUGUAGAAGAGACCGGAUUCUUCUUAUAUCACAUCAAGACUGGAUGGUGGGAAAAAUCUUAUGACUGGCAAAUAGGAGGAUGA
Messenger RNA from Prunus persica (peach), 432 nucleotides. RefSeq lists its product as uncharacterized. Lineage: Eukaryota; Viridiplantae; Streptophyta; Magnoliopsida; Rosales; Rosaceae. The record is from RefSeq and is a predicted model, not a curated record. The transcript has a single exon. The coding region runs from base 1 to 432 and encodes 143 amino acids.